Molecule: messenger RNA, 1587 nt
Organism: Parasteatoda tepidariorum (common house spider)
Lineage: Eukaryota; Metazoa; Arthropoda; Arachnida; Araneae; Theridiidae
Product: arginine methyltransferase 1
Biological process (GO): peptidyl-arginine methylation, to asymmetrical-dimethyl arginine; chromatin remodeling
Cellular component (GO): nucleus
Molecular function (GO): protein-arginine omega-N asymmetric methyltransferase activity; histone methyltransferase activity; protein-arginine omega-N monomethyltransferase activity
Source: RefSeq, a predicted model, not a curated record
UAAACUUUCUUUUAUUUUCUACUUUCUUCAUGUCCUCUUAAAAAAAUUUGGGAAGAAAAAUAAUUGUACCAUUUUAAUUAUUAUUUCAUCAAAAAUGUCUGAUCAAAUGGAGGCAGGAUCAAAAAGAAGAUCUGCUGCUCUCUUGCCUAAUAAAAGAUUCCGGGCUGAAACUGCCUAUGUCAGCCCAACUGAAGGAAAUAAUUCUAGUUCUGCUGAAGUACAAGUAAAUGGAGAAACUCCCAGUGAUGAUUGCUCUGGCAAAUACUGUUAUAGAUGCAAGAAAGAAAUGAAUGGUCUCACUACUUAUAAACCUGAAGAAAUGACUUCUAAAGAUUACUACUUUGAUUCAUAUGCUCAUUUUGGUAUACACGAGGAAAUGUUGAAAGAUGAAGUUAGAACAAUGACAUACAGAAAUGCUAUGUACCACAAUAAACAUUUAUUCCGUGGAAAAACUGUUUUAGAUAUAGGAUGUGGAACUGGUAUACUUUGCAUGUUUGCUGCUAGGGCCGGAGCAGCUAAAGUAUUUGGUAUUGAAUGUUCAAGUAUUGUUGAACAUGCUGAACAAAUUGUGAAAGAUAAUCAUUUGGAUAAUGUUAUAACUAUUGUAAAAGGCAAGGUGGAAGAAGUUGAACUACCGGUAGAAAAAGUUGAUAUCAUAAUUUCAGAGUGGAUGGGCUAUUGUUUGUUUUACGAAUCAAUGUUAGAUACUGUGUUGUAUGCUAGAGAUAAAUGGCUGAAAUCAGAUGGUAUGCUGUUUCCUGAUCGAGCAACGCUUUUUGUCUUAGGGAUUGAAGAUAGACAAUAUAAAGAUGAAAAAAUAUCAUGGUGGGACAGUGUGUAUGGCUUUAAUAUGAGCUGUAUUCGUAAAGUUGCCAUUACUGAACCUUUAGUUGAUUGUGUGGAUCCUAAGCAAGUUGUGACUUCUAGUUGUUUAUUAAAGGAAAUUGAUCUGUACACAGUGAAAAAAGAAGACUUGUCAUUUAAAUCUCCUUUUCUCUUAUCUGUUCAAAGGGAUGAUUAUAUUCAAGCUUUUGUCACAUUUUUCAAUGUAGAAUUUACAAAAUGCCAUAAGCGUAUUGGAUUCUCAACAGCUCCAGGAGCACCAUACACUCAUUGGAAACAAACUGUUUUUUAUUUUGAUGAAUACUUGACUGUGAAACGGGGUGAAGAGGUAUAUGGUGUAUUUAGUAUGCAACCAAAUCCUAAAAACAAGAGAGAUCUUGAUUUCUCCGUUGAUAUUGAUUUCAAAGGAGAGCUUUCUGAGCUUUCUAGCUCUUUUAACUAUCGGAUGCGAUGAAGAGAUUCCGCUGCUGCUGUUUUUGUUUUCUCCAUCAAGUCUUUCAUUUCAAACACUCCAUAUUUCAUAAUUGUAAUUUGAUGUUUCGUCUUCCCCAAUUCGGACAUCCUAGAUAAUGGUUCAAUUUAAAAAAAAAAAAGUGUUUUAUGUUUUUGCAGUUGGAUACAGCUAGCUGUUAAUGGCAUUUAACUUAAUCUGCAUUCAUUCAUAUUUUAGCCUACAUUUAUGUGUGUUUGACAAAUAUACAUUAUUUGUUGAUGUAAUGUAAAUAAAUAGGUUUUUCACUUUGA